AUUACAGGCGUACGCAGUAGGAAAGUUGGAAAAAGAAAGAGUGGAAGAAACGCGCCUAAGUUCCAAACCAACUUCCCAACACCUUCCAAUUCGCCAUUAUCGAGGUCAAAAGUGAUGUUUCUGGUCUCAAGCUGGCCAAUUAUAAAAUAUUUUAGGCAGAAGCAGCCACCGGAGGCCAUGGAGUCAAAACGAAGCAGCUGAAUCAGGCCAUCUCAAAUCUCUGUUCUGUUUCUGUUCGUACCAUUUUUCGCAUGUUUCUUUGUUUUCUGGUAAUAGUAGAACAAGUGAAGCCUUGAUUCCAUAGUUAUAUCAGAUCAAGGACUCGGAGGAGACUGGAUUUUGAUUCUCAGCUCUACCGUACCGCUGACUGUUUUUCAUCUACGCGGUUUUGUGCGUGUCCCGUUCUCCACGCCCCUUGUCUUGCCUUGAUUUCUGCGCUGAACUUGAAGCUGAAGCAAGAUCUGGAGUUUUUUCUUUUUCUUUAAUAGCUCUAGAUCUUGAAGGCGGAAGGUAAUACAGCUCGGAUGGAAAAUUAUUUGAACGAACACUUUGGGGACGUGAAGCCGAAAAACUCGUCGGAAGAAGCGCUUCAGAGAUGGAGGCGGCUUUGCUGGCUGGUUAAGAAUCGGAAACGGAGGUUUCGAUUUACUGCUAAUCUCUCUAAAAGAUUUGAGGCCGACGCUAUUAGACGCUCCAAUCAGGAGAAGUUCAGAGUUGCAGUUUUAGUUUCACAAGCUGCACUUCAGUUCAUCAAUGGUUUGGAUUUGUCUCCUGAUUACCUUGUGCCUGAAGAGGUUAGGCAAGCAGGUUUUGAAAUUUGUGGAGAUGAAGCGGGCUCCAUUGUGGACGGCCGUGACGUGAAGAAGCUGAAGAUUCACGGGGGUGCCGAGGGUAUUGCGACUAAGCUUGCCACAUCAACCGCGACUGGUAUUCCUACUACAGAGCAUUUGAUCAAGAAAAGGCAAGACAUUUAUGGAAUUAACAAAUUCACCGAAAGCCCAUCUCGAGGAUUUUGGCUUUUUGUUUGGGAAGCUCUCCAGGAUACGACUCUAAUGAUACUCGCCGUCUGUGCUGUUGUUUCCCUUCUUGUUGGCAUAGUGAUGGAAGGAUGGCCGAAGGGUGCUCAUGAUGGGCUCGGCAUCGUUGCUAGCAUCUUGCUUGUUGUAUUUGUCACUGCCACCAGUGACUAUAGGCAAUCGAUUCAGUUCAAGGAUUUGGAUAAAGAAAAGAAGAAAAUUUCGGUUCAGGUUACCAGAAAUGGGCUGAGACAAAAGAUUUCCAUAUACGAACUUCUUCCGGGUGAUAUUGUUCAUCUUGCCAUGGGUGAUCAGGUACCAGCAGAUGGACUUUUUGUUUCGGGGUACUCUCUUCUGAUAAAUGAAUCCAGUUUAACAGGUGAGAGCGAACCAGUUAAUGUAAAUUCUCAAAACCCUUUCCUGCUGUCAGGAACAAAGGUUCAGGAUGGUUCGUGUAAGAUGGUUGUGACUUCUGUUGGCAUGAGAACCCAAUGGGGCAAACUAAUGGCCACUCUUAGUGAAGGAGGAGAUGAUGAGACUCCUUUGCAGGUGAAGCUAAAUGGGGUGGCAACAAUUAUUGGGAAAAUUGGCCUGUUUUUUGCUGUCAUAACUUUCACUGUAUUGGUGCAAGGAUUGUUCAGUCGCAAGCUACAAGAAGGGUCUUACUUUAGCUGGUCCGGAGAUGAAGCAAUGGAGGUUUUGGAAUUCUUUGCUGUUGCGGUCACGAUUGUUGUGGUUGCUGUGCCUGAAGGGCUGCCUUUGGCGGUGACACUGAGCCUUGCUUUUGCGAUGAAGAAGAUGAUGAACGAUAAGGCACUCGUCCGGCACUUGGCUGCUUGUGAGACAAUGGGAUCAGCUACUACUAUCUGUAGCGACAAAACUGGGACAUUAACGACUAACCACAUGACCGUUGUGAAAGCCUGCAUCUGCACUAACGUCAAGGAAGUUAGUGAUUCUAGCAAGUGUUCUUCUUAUCGUUCAGAAAUUCCCGAUUCCGCUGUUGGUAUUCUACUGCAAUCAAUAUUCAAUAACACAGGUGGAGAAAUCGUCAAGAACAAAGAUGGCGAGAAUGAGAUAAUUGGGACGCCAACCGAGUCUGCUCUUUUGGAAUUCGGCCUUCUGCUUGGUGGGGAUUUCCAGGAAGAACGCCAAAAGUCAAAAAUCGCAAGAGUUGAGCCCUUUAAUUCUGUGAAGAAACGAAUGGGGAUUGUUUUGGAGCUCCCAGCCGGUGGCUUCCGCGCCCACUGCAAAGGUGCUUCAGAGAUCGUUUUAGCUUCAUGCGACAAAGUUCUUGACUCGAACGGUGAGGCAGUUCCUCUCAACGAAGCGUCCGUCAACUUUUUGAAGGAAACAAUCGAAGAAUUUGCGAGCGAAGCUCUUCGAACUUUGUGCCUCGCUUACAUGGACAUCGAAGGCGAGUAUAACCCUGAAAGUCCGAUUGCCGCAAGUGGCUACACGUGCAUAGGAAUUGUUGGUAUCAAGGAUCCCGUUCGUCCGGGUGUCAAGGAGUCCGUUGCAAUUUGCAAGGCCGCCGGUAUAACCGUACGGAUGGUUACGGGAGAUAACAUCACCACUGCCAAAGCAAUUGCUAGGGAAUGUGGAAUUUUGACUGAUGAUGGUAUAGCAAUCGAAGGUCCUGAAUUCCGGGAGAAGAAGGAAGAAGAAUUGAGUGAAAUAGUACCAAAAAUUCAGGUCAUGGCUCGAUCUUCACCAAUGGAUAAACAUACUCUUGUUAAGCACUUACGCACCACUUUUCAAGAAGUUGUUGCAGUGACGGGGGAUGGAACAAACGAUGCUCCGGCGCUUCAUGAAGCAGAUAUUGGAUUAGCUAUGGGCAUCGCUGGAACUGAGGUUGCCAAAGAGAGUGCUGAUGUAAUAAUUCUAGACGACAACUUCUCUACAAUUGCUACUGUUGCUAAAUGGGGACGUUCAGUCUACAUAAAUAUCCAAAAGUUUGUUCAGUUUCAGCUAACAGUGAAUGUGGUUGCACUUCUCGUCAACUUCUCUUCAGCCUGUUUGACAGGAAAUGCUCCCCUCACUGCUGUGCAACUGCUAUGGGUCAACAUGAUAAUGGACACACUAGGGGCGCUUGCAUUGGCAACCGAACCUCCUACUGAUGACUUGAUGAAGAGAUUGCCAGUUGGUCGGAAAGGGAAUUUCAUUAGCAAUGUGAUGUGGAGAAAUAUCUUGGGGCAGUCUAUAUAUCAGUUUAUAAUAGUUUGGUAUCUCCAGACAAGAGGACAGGCUCUUUUUUAUCUUGAUGGCCCAGACUCUGGAUUAAUACUGAAUACACUGAUUUUCAAUGCAUUCGUCUUUUGUCAGGUUUUCAAUGAGAUAAGCUCUAGAGAUAUGGAGAAGAUAAAUGUGUUUGAAGGAAUACUGAAGAAUUACGUCUUCGUGGCAGUGCUCACUUGCACUGUACUUUUCCAAAUCAUAAUCAUCCAAUUCCUCGGAACAUUUGCAAACACGUAUCCUCUAAAUUCCCAGCAAUGGUUUGUCACUGUGCUAUUCGGAUUUCUUGGUAUGCCAAUUGCAGCAGCUUUGAAGAUGAUUCCAGUACCAUCAGACUGAAAACGGUAUCUUCUUAACCCAGCAAAAUUCCAGCCGAAAACUCAAGUUUUUUUCCCCAAUUUUUUGAGGUCAUUUCCUCACGAAGUAGGAUUUACAUUGAUCUGAAUUUGAACUAGACUUAUCGUAAAUCAAAUUAGACAAGUUACCAAGAACUUGAGGUGAUGAUAGCCAUGUGCAGCAGAAGAUGAAGUUCUUUCCUGUAUAUUAACCUCUCAAAAGUUGCUUACCAACUUCUUUUUUUCUUUUUAAAAGAAAGAUUUAUAGGACAUCAGUCUUGGAUCAUGGAAGGUCCUUUUUAUUCAGUUAUAUACGCUUGUAUUUAUCACUCCACAUUUCUUUUGAUUUAUUGCUUAGUUGCUAUUUUGUGAUGAACAUCAUUACUCAGAUUAUCCAAUCCACAACUUGUAGUAGUUUUCCAGGGACA
This is a messenger RNA of Momordica charantia (bitter melon), 4011 nucleotides long. The record is from RefSeq and is a predicted model, not a curated record. Lineage: Eukaryota; Viridiplantae; Streptophyta; Magnoliopsida; Cucurbitales; Cucurbitaceae.